Messenger RNA from Dovyalis caffra, 2307 nucleotides. Lineage: Eukaryota; Viridiplantae; Streptophyta; Magnoliopsida; Malpighiales; Salicaceae. The record is from the annotation of a GenBank genome assembly.
AUGGACUUGGUUCAUGCCGCUACUGGUUCAACUACAAAUCCAAAUUGCACUAAUUUCAUUGCACAUGCGGUGGAAAAUGUAGGAGGAAAGGGAAUCUCAAUCGGCCUGGCAUUUUUCUUCAGCAAUCUCUUACACCAGCUUCUGAAGCCUCUAUCCCAACCACGCAUAGCUUCUGAUAUUGUUGUUGGGUUGGUUCUUGGCAACAUCAGUUUGAUACGCCAUGCUUUCGAUGAACAAUUUAUUUCCACAUUAAAUUUUAUUGCUGAGUUUGGUAUGAUGUGUUACAUGUUUGUGCUGGGAAUGGAAAUGGAUCCAUAUGUAAUCUUUAAAGGACCAUCAAGAAAUGCUAUGGUAGCCUAUUCUGGAAUGCUGUCCACAAUCGUUUUAGUCAGCAGCGUAAUCCCAUUUGUGCACUAUCCUAAGCACCCUAGCAUUGGCUUCGGUCUUUCCCUCUCUGUCACUCUCUCUGGCAGUUCCUCCCAUAUACUAACUCGCCUUAUGACCAGUCUCAAAAUAGGCAGGAUAUCUUUUUUCCCACCCACAGUCACAGUUACCGAUGUUGCUGCAAGAAUUAAAUCGACCGUAACUAUGGCUGCUGCGUUGCUUCUCCAAAUAAUUUUCACUGUCACAGCUUCUCCCAUCUUUAUGAACUGGGUCAACAACGAAAACCCUGAAGGGAAACCAAUGAAAGGUUCCCACUUGGUGCUUUCCAUUGCCUUCAUGGCUUUUGUUUGCAGCGGUGCCCCGAUUUAUGGAUACAGCCCCAUUCUCAGCGCAUUCGUGGCUGGAAUUUUCUUACCAAGUGAGGGGAGAGUAUCAAAAUGGGCAGUUGGCAAAAUCAACUACUUAUUACCUACCAUUUUCUACCCAGUUUUCUUCUUGUGGAUGGGGCUUCAUGCUAAUGUCAGAAGAUUUGAAGCUGGCGAAUGGAGAACAUGGGGGAGGUUUUUUCUCCUUGUAUUCAUUACAAUAUUUGGCAAAGUGAUCGGAACAGUCAUAUGCGGAAUAAUGUUAGGUUUUCACGGGCGUGAAUCUGCUGAGCUCGGUUUCCUUCUAACUGCAAAGGGCCACUUUCAUGUAUUUCUGGCAGUUUAUGCAAGCCUGUUAGAUAUUACAACCACUUCAACUAGCAUUUCAUUCAUUAUUGUGAUCUUCCUUUCGGUUGUACACACCCCAAUAGUUGUGUCACAAAUCAUUAAACGUGCGAGGAAACGUGCACCUACUCAACGAAUGGCUCUUCAGUGGCUUGACCCCUCGAAUGAGCUCCGGAUCUUGCUGUGUAUUCAUGGAGUGCAUAACGUGCCUUCAACCAUCAACUUCAUGGAGAUUUCUCAAGGGGCAUCUGAUCCAGGAAUUCUGGUUUAUCUUACUGACAUGGUGGAACUCACAGAUCAAAUAGCUUCUACACUUGUUCAAGAACGAAUGGACACUGUUACUGUGACUGACACUGAUGUAACCGAGAUGAGAGAUCAGAUCAGUACUACAGUCCAAGCAUUUGUAGAGGAAAAUGGUGAUGGUAUCACGCUCAGACGAAUGCUUGCUCUUUCAACAUUCAAUUGCAUGGCCAAAGAUAUCUGCAAUUUAGCAGAGGACUUGUUGAUCUCCCUCAUCAUAUUGCCAUUUCACAAGAACCGGUGUGCAAAUGGGACAUUAGAUGGGGGUAAUCCUGGGUUUCGAUAUGUGAACCGUAAGGUGCUCCGGAAUGCCCCAUGUUCGGUGGGGAUUCUUGUGGAUCGAGGUUAUGGAUUGGUGGAGAAAAUAUCGAAGUCAGAAAGAACUUUCCAAGUAGCAGUCAUCUUCUUUGGCGGCAAAGAUGAUAGAGAAGCACUAGCAUAUGCAGGUCGUGUUGCAAGACAUCCUGGAGUAAAACUCACGGUGAUAAGAUUUCUACUCGAUAGUGAUUCAGAGACGGCCUUGAGAAGAGCUGGCAAUUAUAGGAUAAAUGCUGCAGAGCAGGAAGAAGAGAUGAAGCUUGACGAUGAGUGUUUUGCUCAAUUCUAUGAACGACAAAUUGCUGGGGGACGUGUUUCCUAUAGCGAGAAGCAUGUUGCCAAUUCAGCCGAGACCUAUGCUACUCUGAGAUCAUUGGAAGGCCAGUAUGGGCUAAUAAUAGUUGGGCGAGGUGGGAGGGUGAACUCGAUAUUGACGAUCGGGAUGAAUGAUUGGCAGCAGUGUCCGGAACUAGGGCCAAUAGGGGAUGUUCUUUCAGGGUCUGAUUCAUCUCACACAACCUCUGUUUUGAUCAUCCAACAACACAGUCUUAGGGGAGAGUUGGAUGGCGUGGAUGAUGAAUUUUCUAUCAUGUAA